Molecule: messenger RNA, 2198 nt
Organism: Zingiber officinale
Lineage: Eukaryota; Viridiplantae; Streptophyta; Magnoliopsida; Zingiberales; Zingiberaceae
Product: zinc finger CCCH domain-containing protein 59-like
Exons: 10
Coding region: 105-1808 (567 amino acids)
Biological process (GO): mRNA splicing, via spliceosome
Cellular component (GO): post-mRNA release spliceosomal complex
Molecular function (GO): metal ion binding; RNA lariat debranching enzyme activator activity
Source: RefSeq, a predicted model, not a curated record
UACCGCACUCGGUUUCAGACAGUUCGAUGCUGCACUGAGUGGCCCGAAUGACAUCCACGUGAGCUCGCUCCCCACCGUCUCCCGCCGCAGCUCUCCUCUCAACAAUGGAGCCUCGGCGACCGCGGAUCCUCCUCUGCGGCGACGUGCUCGGCCGCCUCAACCUCCUCUUCAAGCGCGUUCAUUUGUUUAGGAAGUCCAUGGACCCCUUCGAUGCCCUCCUCUGCGUUGGCCAGUUCUUCCCCGACUCCGACGAUGGGAUCGACGAAGUGGCCGACUACUUCGAGGGCCGCUCCGCCGUCUCUAUCCCCACUUACUUCAUCGGCGACUACGGCGUCGGUGCCAUCCGCUUUCUGUCCGCCGCCUCGAAGCCACUCGCCGCUCGUGGAUUUAAGACGGAUGGAUUGGAGGUCUGCCCCAAUCUUUUCUGGCUGAAGGGGAGCGGCAAAUUUUCCCUCCUUGGGUUGUCGGUUGUGUAUUUGUCUGGCAAGCAGCCUUCCGAGGAUGAUGGGAGAGGGCGAUAUAGUGAAGAUGACGUAGGUGCAUUGCGGGCUCUGGCAGAAGAAGAUGGAAUUGUUGAUUUGUUUUUGACUAAUGAAUGGCCAAGUGGUGUUUCCACUGGAGCUGACACAUCCAAUGCUCCCUCGGAAGUUACUGACCUGUCAGGUACCGAUCCUGUCAUAUCAGAGUUGGCCAAAGAAAUUAUGCCAAGGUAUCACAUCGCAGGCACUAAAGGUGUAUUUUAUGAGCGUGAACCCUACUCCAAUGAUAAGUCUGCACAUUUUACACGUUUUUUGGGGCUAGCUUCUGUUGGUAACAAAAAUAAACAGAAAUUUAUUCAUGGAAUAACUCCGAUUCCGGCAUCUAUAAUGUCACCUUCUGAGAUAAGUGCUAGACCACCAAACAUGACCAUGUCACCAUACAUGCAUGUAGAGCCUGCAAGCCAUGCAAGUGAAUCUUUGAAGAGACCUGAUUAUCCUGAUUCACAAUAUUGGCGCUAUGACACUUCACAAAAGAGGCAGAGAAAAGGAGGGAGCAAUGGUGAAAAAUUGUGCUUCAAAUUCACUUCUAGUGGAUCUUGUUCUCAAGGCAUGACAUGCAACUUUAGACAUGAUGAGGAAUCUAGAGAGCAUUAUUUGAGAAAUGUUUGUUUUGAUUUUCUCAACAAGGGAAAGUGUGAACGUGGGCCUGACUGCAAGUUUGGUCAUAGUCUUACUGAAGAAGGCGCUAGUGUCUCACAAAAUAUGCAACCCCAUAGUGGUCAAGGUGGGAGGGAGAGAACUUGUUGGUUCUGCUUAUCAAGCCCAAACGUGGAAAUGCAUCUUGUAUUAAGCAUCAGAGAAAGUUACUAUUGCGCACUCGCUAAGGGUCCUCUUGUUCCAAAUCAUGUACUUCUUGUGUCGAUUGAGCACUGCCCUAAUACGCUUACAAUGCCUUCAGAUACAGAGGCAGAGCUCGAAAAGUACAAGAGAACACUCUGUAAAUAUUUUAAUAAGCAGGCUAAGGCUGUUGUCUUCUUUGAGUGGGUAUCCCCACAGAGUCCUCAUGCUAAUCUUCAGGUCAUUCCUAUACCGUUGUCUCAAGCAUCUAAUGUCAAGCGAAUAUUUAAGUUAGCAUCUAAGAAGUUGGGAUUUGAAUUUGAAGCGCUGAAGCUCGACACUAGCUAUUGUGAAGGUAGAAAACAGUUGAGAUCCCAAUUCCACAGCAAUUCAUGCAUGUUCUAUGUGGAACUCCCUGAUUGUUCAACUCUGUUUCAUGUUGUUGAUGACAAGAAGUUUCCUGUUCAAUUUGGACGUGAGUGUUGCAGGUGAUGUCAGGCAUGUUAAAUAUGGCAGAUCGAGCUGAUUGGAGAAAUUGUAAGCUUAGCAGGCAAGAAGAAGAACAAAUGGCAAGAGAAUUCAAGGAGGGAUUUGAUGCUUUUGAUCCUGUAGAUUGAUUUAGUAGAACCCUUCUUCUGGUAAUUACUCGUUUAACCAAGAUCUCCAACAAGGAUUUCUGAUACCUAGCCAUCUUCAAAGUUCUUGUACAGAAUUUUGAGAUAGAUAUGACUUUCCCAUUUUAUUCACCAUCAUUUGGUUUUAGAUGUCAUUAGUUGUUGACUAAAUGUUUGAGCCAAAAUCGAUUUAUGUAUUCCAUCAUCAUUUAACACGGGCCUUGCAGUUUAUCAUAAAGUUAAUUUAGUGGUGCCUAUUAUUGUUAAA